Molecule: messenger RNA, 4205 nt
Organism: Cylas formicarius (sweet potato weevil)
Lineage: Eukaryota; Metazoa; Arthropoda; Insecta; Coleoptera; Brentidae
Gene: Tollo
Product: toll-like receptor Tollo
Exons: 1
Coding region: 89-3829 (1246 amino acids)
Biological process (GO): signal transduction
Molecular function (GO): protein binding
Source: RefSeq, a predicted model, not a curated record
UACUUGGUGACGUGCACGCGACGGCGGUUAUGAAACAGGAACAACGUAACAUUCGCGACAGACUAACAUGGUGUAGCUCUAGUGCAAGAUGGGCACAGCCGCGAUAUGGCUGUUGUUGUUCGGUGCCAUCUUCGGGGUUUUGUCCGCGUCUCUCAGCAAAACGUUACGUUAUCAAGCGCCGGAUGAGUGCAAGUGGGUGAUGGUAGACGGCGGUGGCGAAGAUGACGUCGCCCUCGUUUGCCGUUUGCGUACCAUCAACAGCGAGUUGGAAAACACCAAUUUUAGCGUGAUCCAGCCCCAUCACACGGUGCGUCUGAGGCUCGAAUGUAGUGACGCGUUGUUCUUUCAAAGUUCGCUCAGUGCCGGGAGCUUUAAACCGCUGGUGGAGUUACGCGAGUUAUCCAUCGAAUAUUGCAAGAUCGGCAAUUUGUCAGACGGCGCCUUUCGCGGCUUAAAAGAUUUGCGCAAUUUAACGGUAAAAACUCACAACACCGAUUGGUCCGCGAUGACCCUCGAUGUAGCGCCCAACGCGUUCUCCGACGAGCUGAGAUUGCUAGAACGGCUAGAUUUAGGGGAGAACAAUAUGUGGAGCUUACCCGAAGGCACCCUCUGUCCACUGUAUUCGUUGGAGGUUCUCAAUUUAACCAAGAACCGUUUUCGAGAAGUCGGGAGCUUCAGGUUCUCGCAGGGGCACUCGGAACGGUGCGGUUCCAACCUGAAAAUCUUGGAUUUGUCGCGGAAUAACAUCGACAGGUUGCCAUCUGGUCAAUUCUCCGGUCUGUCGCGUCUAGAGAAAUUGUAUUUGCAAGGAAACGGUCUGUCGGUUUUAGCGGAUCGCGCGUUGGAAGGCCUAACGGCGUUGAACAUUCUAAAGUUCUCGGAUAAUCGUCUAGUCAAUUUGCCUCCGGAGUUGUUUGCGGACACUCGCGACAUCCGGGAGUUGUACUUACAAAAUAACUCUAUAAACGUGCUCGCACCCGGACUAUUCGGCGAGCUGACUCAGCUUUUGGUGCUCGAUUUGUCCCACAACGAACUCACCGCCGAUUGGAUUAAUUCGGCAACGUUCGCUGGACUCGUGAGACUCGUGGUACUCGACAUUUCGUAUAAUCGGAUGGGAAAAUUGGAGUCGUCCGUGUUUAGGGACUUGUACAGUCUCCAAAUUUUAAGGUUAAAUGACAACUUUCUGGAAACGAUACCGGAAAACACAUUCGCCGCUCUCUACAAUCUCCAUACGUUGAUUAUAUCAAACAACAAGAUCACGAGGAUCGAAGCCAACACUUUCAGCGGACUUUUUGUGCUCUCGUUACUUUCUGUGGAUAACAACCGCAUCAGUUGGAUCCACCACGAAGCUUUGAGAAACUGCUCUAGUUUGCAGGACUUGCACCUUAAUGGCAACAAGUUGUUACAAGUACCCGACGUUGUAAAAAAUGUCCCUUUGCUGAAGACUUUGGAUUUGGGGGAAAAUCACAUCGAUUACAUAAGCAACGACACGUUUAGCGAUUUGAAGCAAAUGUACGGACUGCGAUUGACAGAAAACAAUAUCGGCAACGUCACGCGAGGCGUGUUCGACAAAAUGGACGCCUUAAAAAUAUUAAACUUGUCGCGGAACAAGAUCCAAAAGGUAGAAAAGAGUAGUUUCGACAACAACCUCAAUUUACAGGCAAUACGUUUAGACGGAAACUUUUUGACGGAUAUUGAAGGCUUGUUUGCCAAACUGCCGAGUUUGGUGUGGCUUAACAUCUCUGACAAUAGACUCACGUGGUUCGAUUACGCCAUGAUACCCACAGGACUCCAAUGGCUAGACAUUCACGGCAACCAAAUUAAAGAGUUGGGUAAUUAUUUUGAGAUAGAGUCCAGCCUGUCGUUGAGCACGUUCGACGCGAGUUCUAAUAGACUAACAGAAAUUACCGGCAGUGCCAUUCCGAACAGCGUCGAAGUUUUGUUCUUAAACGACAACUUGAUAACCAAAGUGCAGUCGUACACGUUUUUCAAAAAGCCGAAUCUGACCCGCGUCGAUCUAUUUGGCAACAAAAUUACUAACCUAGACCCGAAUUCGCUGCGCAUAUCUGCGGUACCGUUGGAGAAGGAUCUCCCCGAGUUCUACAUCGGUGGCAAUCCUUACAAGUGCGACUGCACCAUGGAGUGGCUCCAGAAAGUUAAUGUGGACAACAGGGCGCGCACGCAACCGAAAAUUGUCGAUCUGGAGAGCAUAUACUGUCAAUUACUUUACAACAGAGGACGCACCUACGUCCCUCUCGUCGAAGCCGCUCCGUAUCAGUUCCUAUGUUCCUACGAAACCCAUUGUUUCGCCCUUUGCCACUGCUGUGAUUUUGACGCGUGCGACUGCGAAAUGACGUGUCCGACCAAUUGCACUUGCUAUCACGACCAGUCUUGGUCAGCGAACGUAGUAGACUGCUCGACCAGUAACUAUGUCACAAAACUGCCGGACCAAAUUCCUAUGGACGCGACUCAGUUGUAUCUGGAUGGAAACGACUUGAGAGUACUGAACAGUCACGCUUUUAUCGGUCGCAAGAGACUGAAGAUUUUAUUCUUAAAUAAUUCCAACAUCGAGCUGAUACAAAACCGAACGUUGCAUGGACUGAAAGAGUUGGAAAUCGUGCACUUGGAUAGCAAUCGACUGGCCGCACUACGUGGAUACGAGUUCGAAGGUUUGGAACGGCUUGGGGAAGUUUAUUUGCAAAACAAUCGCAUCUCGUCGAUUGAUAACGUCACGUUUAAAGGACUGAAGCAUCUCAAAGUACUGUACUUAGAUCACAAUAGACUGACCGCGUUCGACUUGUGGACGUUAUCGACUUCCUUAAUAGAAAUGACAUUGGCCAAUAAUCCAUGGUCGUGCGAAUGUGAAUACGUAGAGAAGAUGCGCGAGUGGAUGGUUAGAGGUGACGCUGUUCGAGACAUGAACUCGGUGCGGUGCGUUUACAACGCGACGGAUAUAAAUUACUACACGGUGGAAGUGUACGCGGACAAUCCAGAGCUCGGCUUUUACGUAACUAAGCAGAACGGUUCUGCAUGUACGGGUGCGCCUAACAUAGACAACGCCAUAAACGGGAAUUUAACGGCGACCAAAACUAUUAUAAAACAGCACGUUUUCCACGAUUACCUGCCGCUUUUGAUCGUUACUUUGGCGGUGUUCGCGGCGGUCGUCGCCGUGACCCUGACCGUGUUCGUUUUCCGACAGGAGUUGCGCGUAUGGUUCCAUGCGAAAUUUGGGUUACGUUUCUUCCAAAGUCGCGGGGACUUGGAUCGCGACGAUAAGGACAAACUGUUCGAUGCGUUUGUGAGUUACAGCUCGAAGGACGAGGCGUGGGUGGCCGAGGUGCUAGCCCCAGCGCUAGAACCAAACUACAAACUGUGUUUGCAUUACAGAGAUUUUCCUGUAGGGACGGCAUUUUUGGCCGACACCAUAUCUCAGGCUGUCGAUUCCUCCAAGCGAACCAUAAUGGUGCUCUCGGAGAACUUUAUCAAGUCCGAGUGGUGCAGGUUCGAGUUUAAGUCGGCGCAUCACCAGGUGAUGCGCGACAGAAGGCGGCGUCUCAUUGUGGUACUGCUGGGGGAGGUGCCUCACAAAGAUCUGGACCCUGACAUCAGAUUAUGUUUAAAAACGAACUAUUAUCUGCAGUGGGGCGAAAAGUUAUUUUGGGAGAAGCUGAAAUUCGCCCUGCCCGAUGUACAGAACAAUCGGCGUCACCCGUCGGUGAGAGUACCCCACGUGCACCAUCACGUACACAGGCAUAGUGCCAGGGGACAGGCGCCCUCGGCGCCGUGCGCUGGGACAGGCGGACCCAGGACAGUGGCCAUCCACAUAUGACAGUAAGGGUAGUCGUUAUAGCGUAAUUUAUUCCUAAUGUCAGCCUAUUGUGAUACUACUUAAUAUAAAUUCGAACUGUGAGUGCAAUGUGAAUGCAGCGUGUGAUAUAGUCGGGAUAACGUUCGUUUAGAAAAAUGAGUGAUGAGUAAAACAAGAGUCAAACUCUCUAUAUUUGUAAAUAUGCCCAAUGUGUAAAAAAUUAUUUCAAUAUGUUUCCUAUAUACGUCGUAUUUAUUUUUUUUUAAUCGCGAAAAUUUCUUACUUGCCUGUUUUGUUGCGUAGAGAAAAACACGAAACGUUUGUACAGAACCCUUCUCAAAGACUGUUACGUAAUAUGCUCGCGACGAGGCUGAGCUUGUGAAUAUAUCGAUUAAAA